This is a messenger RNA of Phanerochaete carnosa HHB-10118-sp, 1767 nucleotides long. RefSeq lists its product as uncharacterized. The coding region runs from base 28 to 1041 and encodes 337 amino acids. The record is from RefSeq and is a predicted model, not a curated record. Gene Ontology annotation, molecular function: protein binding. The transcript has a single exon. NCBI's taxonomy places the organism in Eukaryota, Fungi, Basidiomycota, Agaricomycetes, Polyporales, Phanerochaetaceae.
CUUACCGCAUCGUUGGGAUAUCCUGGCAUGAUAGCUCUUUGGGACGCUGCUUCCGGUUUGCCCCGUGUCAAGAUUAAGCCUGGGGACGAGGCGUCUGAUGUGCCCUGGUCUGUUUCCUUUGAACGCACCUUCAUAUGGAGUGGCGUCUUGGGAUAUUUGCCUCACUGCUUUGGCGGCCAGUCGUCGUCGCUGAUGUUCUCACAAGACAGCCGCUACCUGCUCAUGCCGAAUAUAUCCCAAACCGGAAACCGUCAUUCCGCUCAUCUCUUGGACAUUGCGACAGGCAAGCUCGUUCGCGAGUUUGUCGGACAUGGGGAUAGAGUGCGCUCCGUCGCCUUCUCGGUGGACGGCAGACGUAUCGCAACGGGCUCCGACGAUAGGACUGUCGUCGUUUGGGAUGUUGCUACCGGAGCAUCUCUGGCGACGUGUAGGGGCCAUGAGGACCUGGUUUACGCCGUCGCCUUCUCUCCCAGCGGAGAACGUGUUGCGUCCGGAGAUGGUGAUGGUCUCAUUCUGGUGCGGAAUGCAGAGGGAGGGGAACCGAUCCAGGAGCUCAAGCUCGAGUGGCAUGCCAACCCGGUCUGGUCGAUCACCUUUACUCCCGCUGGGGACGUUAUCAUUUCCUCCUCGCGGGACAACGCCCUGCGAUUCUGGGACGCCAAAUCCGGCGCUUGUCUCCUCGAUCUCGACCCAAAUACCUGCUACCGCACUCUUCACCUGUCCCCCGACGGCUCCGGAGUCUUACUAGUAGUCAACGACGAAGAGCGACUUGUUCGGCUGUGGGCCCCCGUCGACGUAAACGCGCAGGUGACGACGCUGCUCCCAUGGCUUCCGCGUCGCACCUGGCCUAUGUACUACAUCGAGGACGGUUGGAUCUUUUCUUUGACGCCGUCCCGGCGGACGCGGUUGUGUUGGGUUCCGCCGGACUGGCAGGGCUUCGCCGGAUACUUUGGGCACGAUGUGGUGUUCGGGAACGGGUAUAAACUAAAUUUCGCGGCGUUGAGUAGGUAUCUAGAGAGCUUGCGCGAUAAUCGUACAUAAUACUGUAUUCGGGACGUUGUACAUCUUCGUGCACUGGCAGAGCCUGAGCAUGCUUUCGGUAGUACAGGGAUAUGUUGUCUGUAAAUAAAAUGCGUAGUAUCUAUCAAUGUAGGACGCGGCACGACAUGAAUACCGCGGCAUUAGUCUAUCUAAUCUAUGAAGGCGAAGGCAGUCGUGGCGCAGACGUCAAAGUCGUGAAACAGCGUGUGCUUGCCAUGUCAGCAGACAUCAAGGCCUGACCGCAACCGACGCCAAAGCGAUACUACCGAAACCCUGAACCGACGCCCCGCGCGAACCCGCUGCCGUUCGUCUUAAGCCUCCCGGGCACAAGUGACCAGCAAUCGGCCUUGCCCUUGCCGACGGCGUUCAACUUUGUCGUCAUCAGUUGUCGUGCAAGGCGCGACCGCAGGAAGUGAGAGCUGUUCCCGCCGCCAUGCGCUGUCCUCUCUGAGCUGUGCCAGUCGUAGCAGAAAUCGGCAUCGGCAGCAGACUGCUCGGCGCUGAGAGACCCUCUGGCGCGCUCACUGUGCUGGCUGUGCGCCGGUCAGGCGCCUCCGCGUUCUACUCCUCUUCCCCGGGAUCGCCGAGCGCGCAAGACAGCUCGGCGCAGCUGUGGCCAGAACGGACUCGUGUUAGCUGGUAGAAAUGCCUUGGCGGGGGAAGGGGCGGGAGAUGUUCGGGUACUGGAGGUGAGUGAGGAUCGGCCUCGGAGCAUCGUUGUCUCAU